This is a messenger RNA of Nycticebus coucang (slow loris), 644 nucleotides long. RefSeq names its product eukaryotic translation initiation factor 1-like. The record is from RefSeq and is a predicted model, not a curated record. Gene Ontology annotation, biological process: translational initiation. Lineage: Eukaryota; Metazoa; Chordata; Mammalia; Primates; Lorisidae. Gene Ontology annotation, cellular component: eukaryotic 43S preinitiation complex. The coding region runs from base 1 to 522 and encodes 173 amino acids. Gene Ontology annotation, molecular function: ribosomal small subunit binding; RNA binding; translation initiation factor activity. The transcript has 3 exons.
AUGAUUCGUACUGGCCCAGGCUCUCUAACCUUUAUCAACCAGUUUUUAAAUGUCUCCUUCUCUAGGAAGGACUCAUCAUUUUGGGUGCAAAUGCUGCGAAUACAUCUUGGUGCUAAAAGGUAUGCUCAUAGAGAAAAGGGUCUGAGAGCUACUGUGUCCAAGGAGUCAAAUGAAUCAUAUGGUGUGUCCACUAUCCAGAACCUCCACUCUUUCCACCCCUUUGCUGAUGCAAGUAAGGGUGAUGACCUCCUUCCUGCUGGCACUGAGGAUUAUAUCCAUAUAAAAAUUCAACAGAGAAACGGCAGGAAGACCCUUACUUUUCAAGGGAUCACUGAUGAUUACGAUGAAAAGAAAUUAGUGAAGGUGUUUAAGAAGAAAUUUACCUGCAAUGGUACUGCAAUUGAGCGUCCAGAAUAUGGAGAAGUAAUUCAGCCACAGGGUGACAAGCACAAGAACAAAUGCCAGUUCCUUGUAGAGAUUGGACUGGCUAAGGACAACCAGCUGAAGGUUCAUGGGUUUUAAGUGCUUGUGGCUCACUGAAGCUUAAGUGAGGAUUUCCUUGCAAUGAGUAGGACUUCCCCUCUGUCCCUUGUCGCAAGUUUAAAAACCUCACAGCUUGUGUAAUGUAACCAUUUGGGGUCUGC